Messenger RNA from Camponotus floridanus (Florida carpenter ant), 1908 nucleotides. RefSeq lists its product as uncharacterized. Lineage: Eukaryota; Metazoa; Arthropoda; Insecta; Hymenoptera; Formicidae. Gene Ontology annotation, molecular function: aspartic-type endopeptidase activity. Gene Ontology annotation, biological process: proteolysis. Bases 1 to 1908 code for a protein of 635 amino acids. The record is from RefSeq and is a predicted model, not a curated record. The transcript has 2 exons.
AUGAGUGCUGAAGUGAAGGUGCUGCUGGAAGCGCAGCACGACAUUCAUGGUCGGAUCUCCCGCGCCGUGGACAAUCUGAGGAAGAUGGGCGUGAGCAACAUCACCCGCGACGCCAUCCAAGCUCGCCUCGGCAUCCUGGACAAUCUCUGGCAAAAAAUGGAGACCCAGCAUGAGCUCAUUCGUGCGGCGCUGAAGGACAAGUAUCAGGAGAGUGAGUACGCUGUAUCUGAUUUUAUUGAAGUCGCGGAGAAUACUUACGUGACACAACGUAGCACGCUGACCAGCUACGCUGAGAAGCUUAAGGGCGAAACGCCCGCCGCGCUCAGAGGCGAGCCGGACCACGAUCGGGCUCCUAAAACCUCGUUGCCGCGCAUCAAGCUUCCGACGUUUGCGGGAUCUUACGAAGAAUGGCCGUCAUUCCGCGACCUCUUCCAAUCAGUCAUCGGGGCGAAUGAGUCAGUCUCCGACAUCGAGCGAUUUCACUACCUCCGGUCUUGUGUCAAGGGAGCCGCUGAAAAAUUGAUAAAAUCAUUAACGGUGACCGGUGAUAAUUACCAUCGCGCUUGGACGAUUUUGAGCAAGCACUUCGAAAACAAAAGGGAGCUUAUCCGUUCUAAUUUCGCCGCGUUCACCUCCGUUCCCAAAAUGAAGUGCGAGUCAGCGGGAGAACUCGGUCGCAUUCACAACGCCGUAACGACCGCGGUGAACGCGCAGGAGAGUAUAGGGAGACCCAUCAACUCCCACGGUAUGGAUCUCCUCAAUUUUCUCACCGUCGAAUUGUUCGAUUCGCGUACACGGAUGGAAUGGGAGUCCUCGACCUGCGACUCCACUGAUCCGCCAGACCACGGCGCUCUCGUCAACUUCAUCGCUAAGCGCAUUCUCACGCUAAACGCCGCUAGGCCACGAGUAUUGCAACCAAACUCCGAUGGCGCGUCGCGAACCGCGAAAGCUCACCACACGAAGACCGGAUCCGAUCACUUGAAGUGCGCACUGUGCCAGGGGAAGCACACCCUCAUGCAGUGUAACGACUUCAAGGCGAAGUCCGCGAUAGACCGAAAGUCCUUUGUAGAGCAAGGUAGACUGUGCUACAACUGUCUCGGGAACCACAUGAUCUCCAAGUGCCAGUCUGUGAAGACCUGUCUGACGUGCAAGGGCAAGCACCAUACUACACUGCACGACGCGUACACGUCGCCCUCCUCCAACGAGGUGAACGCCCUGUCUGCGAUGCACUCCUCGUCUGAGCGUAAAGCGAUCCUCCUCGCGACAGCUCGCGUGCACCUCACUGACCGCGCCGGGGAUCUUCAUCCGGUCCGAGCGAUGCUCGAUCAAGGAUCCGAGGUGUCGAUCAUCUCCGAAGCACUGGUCCAACGGCUGAGACUUCCCCGCUCCCGCUCCUCAGUGUCCAUAAUCGGCAUCGGCGAAUCACGAUCCGGGUCAACCCGCGGGAGAGUGGCACUCAGUCUCUCCUCGAUGAUCACCGGAGCCAAACUCAAGGCCGUCGCCUUCGUGUUACCGCGCCUGUCGGCCUAUCAGGGUUCUUCGGUGAAGAACCUCCCCUCCUGGCCUCACGUUCAUGGUCUUGAGCUCGCUGACCCCAGGUAUCAGGAGCUCGAUCCGGUAGAACUAUUGUUGGGCGCGGAAGUCUGCUCAACCAUCCUUGAAGUCGGCCUUCGCAAGGGUAGUCCUCAAGAUCCCAUUGCCCAGAAAACAGCCCUGGGAUGGAUCCUGUCAGGGGGGUCCAGCGCAGCACCCUUCCAAGGACCCCGUAACUCCUUGCAGUGCACUGUCGACCAAGAGCUCAAUCAGCUUGUGCACAGCUUUUGGGAGCAGGAAAGGGAACUCCCCUCCUCCGGUGCCCUUAGACCGGAGGAUCAAGACGAUGGACCUUCGGAGCAAGAGAGAUCCUGA